AUGAAUCCCAAUUUCAUUUUCUUCUUCGGAGCCGUCACCUCACUCAUGAUGGUCGCAACUGCAACCAUGACUUCUGCGCUGCCUUGUCAUCAGUGUGUCGGCGGGGACUUUUUGCUCAGAAAAUCUCUGAUGCAAAAUCCCAUUGCAUUGCAAACAAUGGGAUGGGUGCACAAAUGGAGCGAUACCGACUGCCUUACCGGCAACUUCCACAUCAUCCAUAACUGCCAGACAACCUGUGUCACAAUUUGGAUUCGAAAGGUGCAAGGACAUUCCAAUGGUGUCAUGUUCGACUGCGCCGACGACUUGAUCUACCACACCCCAGACAUCCCAGGCAAGGGUAACCUCUAUUCGAAAGAGGCUAUCAUUUUCAAAGAUGACGUGGAGUAUCAGAAUGUUAGACAAGGAUACAACAUCACCUAUCAAUUCAGCACCGAGACUAUUCCGGUGGACCAAAAAUUGAUGGCCACCUAUUUCCCGGUCAGCAAGAAAAACAUGACCUAUCCUGCCGCCGAUCAAAAAAUGUCAACUGCAACAUUGAUUUUCUACUGGAUCCUCCUUGGAACCUGCUUCAUGGGACUCUUGGUUGUGGUGUGGAUCAAGUGCUGUGCAAAUAAGCCUCGUCAGCACGCUCAGAACGAACUUAUGUCUUCAUUGGCAGCCAACAUCGACCAGCAUCGUUCUGAGAAUCAGAUCAGUCGUCAGUAUACGGAAAUCUCUGUCUAA
Molecule: messenger RNA, 723 nt
Organism: Caenorhabditis remanei
Lineage: Eukaryota; Metazoa; Nematoda; Chromadorea; Rhabditida; Rhabditidae
Exons: 5
Coding region: 1-723 (240 amino acids)
Source: RefSeq, a predicted model, not a curated record